Molecule: messenger RNA, 3479 nt
Organism: Mytilus trossulus (common blue mussel)
Lineage: Eukaryota; Metazoa; Mollusca; Bivalvia; Mytilida; Mytilidae
Product: phosphatidylserine lipase ABHD16A-like
Exons: 19
Coding region: 109-1704 (531 amino acids)
Biological process (GO): phosphatidylserine catabolic process; monoacylglycerol catabolic process
Cellular component (GO): endomembrane system
Molecular function (GO): glycerophospholipase activity; monoacylglycerol lipase activity
Source: RefSeq, a predicted model, not a curated record
UUUCCUUUUCUUUGUUAUUGAAGGGUUUGAAACUAUGUGUUUUCAUCGUCUCUCAAUAUAAACAUAGUUGACAUUGACUCAUUAGAGAUGUUUUGUUGAACAAGCAAAAUGUCAUUAAUUCGGCAAAUAUACAAUCUUUACAGGUGUUGUAGGGGACCUCGGUUAUUUAGAAAACACAGUGAUGACACUCAUCAGGGUAAAGCAUAUGUUCCCAAUAUAGUAGAAUCUGGUGCUGACAAAGUUAUCAAUGUGAUAAGAUUUUGUUACUCGUUUACCUACUGGACCUCACCGGUAGUACUAACCAUCCUGUACAGAAGGGGAUAUUUUACUCAGGAAGGCGGUAAAACAUUACUUGGUUAUGUAUUGUCAAUAUCAUUUGUAUAUGGUCUGGCAUAUAUGAUAAGGGGUAUGGGAAGAGCAUAUAAUGCAGAUUAUACCUUAUUCCUUGAAGUACUUCUUGCAGCAGAAAAGUCAUGUACACCACAGAAUAGGAAAAUGUUAGCAGGUUUUGACUUUGAGUUCUGGGGUUGGCCAAUUGAUUUUAAAUGGAGUGAUGUAAAUAACAGGGAAGUAAAAAGAACAAAGAUACAGGUUCCAAAAUCUUCUGCGACAUUAGGUUUAUCAAAAGUAUUCCAUUAUCCUGCAACACUAGUAAGCUAUAUGUGUGCACACACAUUUGGUAGACGUAUGAUGUAUCCUGGAGCCACAGCCCUGAUGAAUACAUUACUUGAACCAACUUUAUGCCAGAAUAGAUCUAAACUGAUUGAAGAGAAACAUGGUAUUAGAGCCAAGGUACAGACAGAGGAUAAGAAUGAGAUAGAUACUCUCUUCUUUGAUAGACGAAGCUCAGUAGGGAGUAAUGGCAAAACAGUGGUUAUAUGCUGUGAGGGUAAUGCAGGUUUCUAUGAAAUUGGAUGUACAGUUACACCAAUGGAGGCUGGAUAUUCCGUACUUGGAUGGAACCAUCCAGGAUUUGCUGGAAGUUCUGGUGCACCCCUUCCAGACCAAGAACAGAGUGCUAUAGAUUCAGUUAUUCAGUAUGCGAUUCACAAAUUAGGGUUUAUGCCAGACAAUAUAGCCUUAUUUGCGUGGUCAAUUGGAGGAUACUCAGCAACAUGGGCAGCAAUGAAUUAUCCUGAUAUUAGUUUUGUAAUUUUAGAUGCAACAUUUGAUCAUGUGUUACCCUUAGCUGAAGCAAGAAUGCCCAAGUCUUUCAAUAGCAUAACAAAGCUAACAAUAAACAACUACUUGAAUUUAGAAAAUAGUGAACAAUUAUGCAGAUAUCCAGGUCCAAUACUGCUGAUAAGAAGACUAGAGGAUGAAAUGAUAACAACUCAAGGUGAUGGCAGAGGAACAGUUCUAGAGAGUAAUAGAGGAAAUUAUUUACUGCAGCAUCUACUUCAAUACAGAUACCCAAAUAUUGUAAAUGAAACAACAUUUAGUGUAUUAUCAAGAUGGUUAAGUAAACCUAUUUCACAGCAAGAAGACAUUUUUGAUGGUGAUCUUUGCCUUUCACAAAUAAAAUCUUACAUAAAUGAAAAUUCAGAAAGUUUUCCUUGUUUAAUAGGUGAAGGCUUUACACAGGACGAAAAAGAAAACAUGACUUUAUUUUUGGCAUCUAAGUAUAUGAGUGAGUUUAAUUCAACCCACUGCUCACCGCUACCAUCAGCCUUGUUCCAUCGACCAUGGACUCUGGGGAUGUGAACUUAGAAUAUUUUAAUUUAGUCUUUAAAUUUGAUAUUUUCUAUUUGUAUAUCUCCAUUUCAUUAAAAAGAAUGAGACUUUGAACUACAUGACCUUUUCACUCAGGUUAUUUUGUCGCAAUAACUAUUAUUCUGUAUUUACAAAGUUAACCUGAAUAAAACAUUAAAUACAUAAGAGUACAUGUACCACCAUUGGAAUAAACUUAAGACUUUUCUUGCAGUAAACUUGUUAUUUGUACAUUAUUACAUGUAUGUCACCCAUGGAAGAAAUUGUUACAUUGCUUGCUAUGAGUUGUAAAACUUUUCUGACAGUAUUAAAACAGUUCACAAGUUCUUAAUGCUUCUGUAGGUAGAAAUGGCAUUCUCUUGUUAGCUUAUAUAGUCCACUUAAUUGCAUAAUGCUUAAUAGCAUAAUUGGGUUAAUUGCAUAAUUUUCUCCUGCACAAAACCAUUUACCAUUCAUCUAAUGUUAAAUUAUCUACAAGUGGCAUUUCGGUAAAUUGCAAAAAAUAUAAUAACCAGCUAUGUAUGUUGAAAUGGACCAGUAAAAAAAAAAGUCAUGAAAGGUUCCCAAUAUCCAUUAGGAAAGCACCUUGUAAACUCAAUGUUUGUGGCCUAGCAAUUGUAUAACUUCAAUGACCCUUAAUUUUAUAGUUUUGUUGACAAUUUUGGAAAUUUUCCUUUAAUGUUUUACAUGAAUUUUUAUUACAUUUUCAUAUAUAAUAUACCCAUAGUAUUUAUAACUUACAAAACACAGAAAUUUGAUGUUAUUCAGAGAGAAAGGAGGCCUUUAAAAUGAACUUGAUGUCUUUAUAUAAGUAUUGAAAAGUAUAAUAAUGAUAAGAACUUUUUAUGGGAUUAUUUUUUCUUAUAUAGAAAAUUAUUAUUUACAUAUAUGUGUGAGAAGCUUUUUUUUCAAACUUAAAAUAACAAAAUUAAUGUUUUUUUACGUAGAUUUUUUCUUUAAAUAAUUAUAGCAUCGAUGUGUACAGUAGUCUUGAUUGGCUUCAUAUUUUGAUAAGUUGCUUAUUGCCUGUAAAAUUGGUGGCUUCAAUUAAUUGCAAACGUUUAUUUUAUAUUAUAUAAAGGAUUCUACCUCUACAAAAACAUGAAUACUGCAUUCCUUGCAUACCCUUAGCCAGGGUAAAAACUAAUAAGCACUGUUAAAGUUGAUGUUCUGUUCAAAUUGUGACUGUUAAAGUCGAGUUUGUGAGUCAAACGAACCCCCAUUUGGAAAUUCCUGGCUACGGGCCUGCCUUGUAUAUUGAUGCCUAUUGUUACAAAGUUUCUGCCUGUUCUAUUUUCAUUCUGCUUGACCUCAUUUUCAUAGUUCAGCAACUGCUUAAAACAAAAUUUCAAAAUACACUCAAUUAUGAUCCAUAAAGCAGGUGAGGCAUUUCAGUGUGUAAGCUCUGGUCUUUCAUAUUUCUAAAGAUCAUCAAGCUUUUUAUAGGGAGAGGGUGUAAAAUUUAUUAUAUAACCAUUUAGUUUGAACAUCUUAAUUCCUGAAAUUUUAAGUCUUUACUAUUUGAUGCCACAUAUAAAAAUAUGAAUUUUCAAUAAACUGAGGAGUUUGUAAACAUAUGUUCAUUUGAUGUUUUUGUACAAUUUUUUUAAUUAUAUUGUAAGUUGAGAAAACUUAAUGCAGUUUGCACUUUAUUGUAUUGAUAUUUGUACAGAAUAUAUUUAAUCAGAGGUGAAUGAUGCAAUACGUUUAACUUCUGAAUAUUUACUUUUUGGACUGCUUUAAAAAAAUGUCACUAAUAAAAUUGAUAC